CUUCGGUAUUCAUGAACAUCUUCCUCUCGCCGUAGCAUGAACAGCAAUAGCCAAUGCGUUGCUUUAUUGCUUUGCUGACCAUUCUUCUUGGGGGCGAGGCGGCCUCUGGAGAAGCGCGCAGAGCAAUUUGGUUUGUCUCCUGGCAACAUGCUGGUCAUAUCAAGGCUUUGUGCCCCAUUGCCACUGAACUGCAGCGAAGAGGACAUGAGGUCCGGGUUGUGGUGCAUGAAGAGGUCCUCCAUUUGGUGCCCAAAAACCUCAUCGCUUUGAGUGCUGGGCCUCUGCCGUGGUCUUGGACAGAGGAGCUUCAGUUUCGCCAAGCGCUCUGGGAUCCAUCUCCGGCCGAGGAGGCCCGAGAUGCAAGGAAGGCUGAUCUUUCUGAGCAAUAUUUUGCCGGGAGCCAACGAAGCCUUUUGCGAGGCUUGAAUGAAACGCUCCACCGUGUUCCACUCCAAGAGUGGCCAAGCCUUCUGGCGAUUGAUGUGUCCUCCGUGGGUGCCAUGGACCUGGCCGAAAAGCUUGCUAUUCGUUUUGCAGUGAUUUCUGCUUGGCCUGUGGGACCAACGCUACAGUCUGUUGGCGAAGCGACCGAUUUUGGGUGGAUGCCCUCUGAGCUUUUCGCUUUCACGCAGUCAUCUCACCAACAAUCUUUCCCCGACCGCCUCAAGCGCUACCUUUUCAGCAAUCUCCUUCCGAGGUUCAUGAAUUGGGCUGGAUUUCACGAGCCAAGGCGUGCUUUACGCCGUGAGCUUGACUUGGAUGAGCGCUUGGAGCUGUUGGAAGCGCCUCGCACUUCCGCCAAUGGAGGCCGACCUUUGCUUUGCAUUCUCUCCCAUUGGGGCAUUGAUCGCCCGCGGCCACUUCCACCACGUGCUGUUUUGGUCGCAUUCCAAGAAACGAAACGAAAAGGAUCGUUGCGGAUCGCCUUCCGCUGGCCUCAUCGCCAUACAAAGGUGGGGCCAGUGGAAGAUUACCCUGGCAAAGUCAAGGAAGCUGGAGAGCUUCCAAAGCCGGUGGCUGAUUGGCUGGCAAGUGGCAAGGUUGUCUACAUCUCCUUUGGCACCAAUGUGAGACCAACACGAGAGGUCUACCAAGCCAUUCUGGGUGCAGCGGAGGGCUUGCAGGACGUGAAGUUCCUGUGGGAUGUCGAUGAGAGCGAAGUUCAGGCCUCCAGCUUGGGUGAAUUGGCACAUGCCGCUGCGUUCCCCAAUGUGCACUUCGCGCCUGGUGUGCCACAGAUUUUGGUGCUGGGCCAUGUGGCGGCGUUUGUGACACACUGUGGUCUGAACUCUGUCCACGAGGCUCUGCACUUUGGUGUGCCGAUGCUGGGCCCAGAGCUCAGACUGAGCUGCGCCACUUUUGCAUUGUCUUAGUCUUGUUCCAUCUUGUUCCUAUUGACGCCCGAUUUGAAGCUUACUUCCCAAAAAAGCUCUCCAUGCCGUUCAAAGCUGGGGGCAGUGGUUUUCCAUGCUGUACAAGUGGCCUUUUCAUGCCAUCCUGGUUGUGUCUCUGCUGCAGUGUUUUGCUCGUCUCCACUAGGUAUAUAUCUUGUUCCAGUCAGGAGUUUGCUGGUGUCGGUCCAGUGG
Messenger RNA from Durusdinium trenchii, 1586 nucleotides. The record is from the annotation of a GenBank genome assembly. NCBI's taxonomy places the organism in Eukaryota, Dinophyceae, Suessiales, Symbiodiniaceae.